Xiphophorus maculatus (southern platyfish) is the source of this 2466-nucleotide messenger RNA. RefSeq lists its product as uncharacterized. Lineage: Eukaryota; Metazoa; Chordata; Actinopteri; Cyprinodontiformes; Poeciliidae. The record is from RefSeq and is a predicted model, not a curated record. The transcript has a single exon. Bases 205 to 1224 code for a protein of 339 amino acids.
UUUUGUUAUUUAUAAUCUUUGGGUUAAAAUAAAAACCCUAUUUUUCUAAUAUGUCCUGUGACUCCUCCUGUUUUUAAUUCGGUCCAUCACAUGUGGUGUCAGAAGUGAGGAUUUUGAGUUGAGGAGGCAGGACUUUUUUUUUUUCUAUUUUUUGCUUUUUGUGAGUAAUUCUUUUACUAACCCCCUCCAACAAAUUUUUGAGCCAUGCAGAAUGGUGUGCGCCCAAGAAAAGGAAACAAGGUUGAGACCAAAGAGGUUUUCCAGCAGUCAGAGAGGGAGGAAAUGGAAGGAGGAGCUUCAGCAGCAGCUGGAGACACUGAGCAUGAUGAGACCAGAGAACCAACUCUGCAUGAUAUUGCUGGAAUUCUUCAGGCCUUCAUGGGACAACAGGAAGUUCGGGAGAAAAAGCAGAGAGAGGUUUCUGCACAGCAAGAACAGCGCUUCAAGUGUUUGCAACACCAGUUUCGGCUUUUGCAAAUGGAAAUGCAUGCCAGGACAACCCCGCCCCCUGAGCCCACAUCAAUUGAUCCACAGCCUGUUGAAAUUCAAACUGAUCAUCAGAUUCAAGCAACAUCUCAACCUGAGGAUUCAGCUUCCGGCUCAAUAGGUCAGUCUGUGCACAUUCAUCAUCCUAAAUUAGAAAAAUUAACUGUUGAAGAUGAUAUUGAACACUUUCUGACCACUUUUGAGAGAAUUGCAGCUGCUUAUCGUUGGCCAAAGUUGGACUGGAUUUUUCAUCUCAUUCCUCUUCUGACGGGUAAGGCUCGCAGCGCCUAUGUUAACAUGGAUGUGGAUGAUUCCCUGGAAUAUGAAAAGGUAAAAGCUGCCAUUUUACAAAAAUAUGAUAUAAAUCCAGAAACGUACCGACAAAGAUUUCGCUGCCUUGAUAGUCUUGAUGAGAGUCCAAAGGAAUUGUAUUCAAGACUCAAAGAACUUUAUGAGAAGUGGAUUCAGCCUAAAGAUAAAACUGUGAAACAAGUUGGUGAAUUGAUUAUUCUGGAACAAUUUUUGAGAAUGUUGUGUCCUGAGCUUCAGGUCUGGAUCAAGGAGCACAAUCCAAAGUCUGCUGCAGAAGCUGCUACUCUGGCAGAUGUGUUUGUAGCUGCCAGAAGUAGGAGUCAGCCUUGGAGCAACAGUGCAUGGAGAGCUGCUAAAGACUCACGUCAGCUACAACCCUCUCAACCUCAUCAAAAGUUUGCAACAGGUGUGGGUAAGCCUUUUUAAAGAGAAAAUCAGCCUUUCAAGACAGGAAAAAGACCACCAGUGUGUUACCUCUGUGGACAAGAAGGUCACACCAAGCCCAUGUGCCCCAAGAAUCAAAGUAAGCUAACUCAAAUGUGUUUUGUGCCUCACCAGAAUAUGGGUAUUAAACCUGAAAUAAAGCAGUCAAAUAAAAUCAUCCCAGUGAAGAUUGCUGGACAUGAAAUGAAUGCUUUAAUAGAUACUGGCAGCACACAGACUCUAGUGCAGGGGUGGGCAAUCCUGGUCCUCGAGGGCCGGUGUCCUGCUACUCUUAGAUGUCUCCCUUGAAACACUCUUGGAUCCAACAGCUGACUCACCUCCUAAGUGCAGUCAAGUUCUCCAGAGUCCUGCUAAUGACCUCAUUAUUUGACUCAGGUGUGUUGAAGUAGAGAUACAUCUAAAAGUUGCAGGAGACCGGCCCUCGAGGCCUGGAGUUGCCCACCCCUGCUCUAGUGCAUAAGAAGCAUGUGCCAACUCAUUGUAUAUGCCCUUCUGAAACAAUAUCAGUGUGCUGUAUACAUGGUGAUGAGAAAUCAUACCCCACUACUGAUAUGUUUGUUGAGGUGCAGGGGGCUCCCUAUUUGUUGAAGGUUGGGGUAGCUGGUAACCUACCCUAUCCUGUAGUUCUUGGGGAGGAUCUGCCUGUUAUUUAUGAUUUAUUGAGGGAUGUGCAGAGCUGUAAUGUGGCUGUAAUCAGGUCCCAAGCUAAAAAUCAAGAUGAGCAUUUUGCAACACUCAGUGCUUUACCCUUUUUUGAGGCUGAGCUGCAGACAGAACCUGGGAAAUCACGGAAGCCACGCAGUCAAAGAAGGCAGGAGAAAUUUCAACAUACACUGGGUGAGACUUCAGUUGAAGUGGCUCCAGAUAUGCCACUGGGUUUUUCAAUACCUACAAAUGCAGCAGAAUGAUCCAACUUUGUCUGCCCUGUUGCUGAAGGCUAGGGUGAGGCCUCUAAGACAGAAAUACAGUACCUUGGGUUCACUAUUGGAGGUGGCAUUCUUAAACCUCAAGUUGAUCAAAUCAAUGCGAUAGCAUCCUGUCUGCUCCCACAAACCAGGAAACAGCUACGAUCUUUUCUAGGCAUGGCUGCAUUCUACCACAGAUUCAUCCCCAAUUUCUCAGCUAGAGCAGCAUCUCUAACAGACAUGAUGGGUUCCAGAAGUCCCACCAAAAUUCAGUGGACAGCAGAUGCCGUUGCAGCUUUUAAGGACAUUAGCCAAUCCC